Molecule: messenger RNA, 534 nt
Organism: Cherax quadricarinatus
Lineage: Eukaryota; Metazoa; Arthropoda; Malacostraca; Decapoda; Parastacidae
Source: RefSeq, a predicted model, not a curated record
AUGAAAAAAGAAAUUUUUGGGGAUGGGUGCCACAACCCGGCAGUACGACGCCACAACCUGGCCAGUACGACGCCACAACCUGGCUUCGACGCCCCAACUGGCCAGUACGCGCCCAACCUGGCCCCGUACGACGCCCCAACCCGGCCAGAAAUAAAGACAAAGAAGAAGCCUUCAAGAGUGGUUAAAGCUCAGCUGGAGACCUCCAGGCGCAAUUCUGAGCUGAAAGCCGCCAGGCGUAAGGCCGAGCUGGAGGCCGCAAGGCGUAAGGCCGAGCUGGAGGCCGCCAGGCGUGAAGCUGAGUUGGAGACUGCCAAGCGUGAGGCCGAGCUGGAGGCCGCCAGGCGUGAAGCUGAGUUGGAGACUGCCAGGCGUGAGGCCGAGCUGGAGGCCGCCAGGCGUAAGGCCGAGCUGGAGGCCGCCAGGCGUAAGGCCGAGCUGGAGGCCGCCAGGCGUGAAGCUGAGUUGGAGACUGCAAGGCGUGAAGCCGAGUUGGAGGCGCCAAGCGUAAGACAGAGUGGAAGCCGCCAGGCGUAA